Molecule: messenger RNA, 1572 nt
Organism: Cololabis saira (Pacific saury)
Lineage: Eukaryota; Metazoa; Chordata; Actinopteri; Beloniformes; Belonidae
Product: glutathione hydrolase 7-like
Exons: 13
Coding region: 1-1572 (523 amino acids)
Biological process (GO): glutathione catabolic process
Cellular component (GO): plasma membrane
Molecular function (GO): glutathione gamma-glutamate hydrolase
Source: RefSeq, a predicted model, not a curated record
AUGCAGGGGGAGCAUGGCGUGAGCUUGAAAGAGCUGUCCAGCGGCAGCCCAGAUGUUUCCCACCACCACCUCUCUAGAGUCCAGGCUGAGAGCUGCUGCUGCAGCCAGGACUUACCUGCACACCUGUUCGCCGUUCCCAUCAUCUUUGCGGCUGGCGUGACCAUUGCCUUGAUCCUGCAAAUACACCUCAACGCAAGUUUGGCAGAGGUGGGUAGAGUAGCCAAAAAAUGUACUCAAGUAAAAGUACUGCCUCUGUUGUCACAUCUGCUCAACACAGCUGCUUUGCAGGUUUUCCUGAAGGGCGUGGUGUCGGAUCACGAGCGCUGCACCGCUCUGGGCGAGCGAGUGCUCGGGGACCGAGGCUCCAGCGUGGAUGCAGCCAUCGCUGGCGCUCUGUGCCUGGGUGUCAUGCACCCACACGUAUCAGGUGUUGGUGGAGGAGGAGUGAUGCUGGUCCAUGACAUCCGUAGGAAUGAGACCAAGGUCAUCAAUUUUCAGGGAGCUGCCCCUGAAACGUUUAAAGAGGAGAUGCUGCAAAAUGGUUCUGAAAUCAAGGCAGGUUUGCUCGUGGGAGUGCCAGGUAUGCUGCUGGGGUUGCACCGCGCUCACAGCCUGUAUGGGAGCCUGUCAUGGGAGGACGUUGUCAGCAGAGCUGCACAUGUCGCCAGGGAAGGUUUCAACGUCUCCCUCAGUCUCGCUGAUGCAAUAUCAAAGGUAAAAGGUGAGCGGCUGCAGGAACGCUUCAGGAAUGUGUUUGUCCCAGGCGGCCGAGCUCUGAGUCCCGGCUCGUAUGUGAGGAUGCCUGGCCUGGCACAAGUCCUGCAGGCGGGUCUUCACAGUUUCUACCACGGGGAGUUGUUGCAAGAGAUGGAAGAUGAGGUCCGAGGAAACGGAGGGGUCCUGAGUAGAGAGGACAUCAGUAACUAUGACGUGGAGACACAAGACCCUCUUGAAAGCCCAUACCAUGACUUGAUCGUUCAAGUUCCACCUCCUCCGUCUGCUGGUGCGGCUCUAAUAACGGCGCUCAAUCUGUUGGAGGGCUUCCACUUCAGGGAGAACAAUGUCACGGAAAACCAGAUCCAUCGCUGGAUUAAUGAAUCCCUGACAGCGGCGCUGGCCCUGGCCAGCGGCCUGGGUGACCCCAAGGCCAACUCUUCCGUGACUGAGCUCCUGUCCGUCAUGCUGAGCAAACAUCAGGCAGAAGUGUUGCGCCAGAAGAUGAUUCACUCCCAGACAUCUCCGUCUGACCCCCACUCCCUCCCCCCAGAGCUGCUGACUGGACAAGUUGUCGUCAUGGGACCAGAUAACCUCGUGGUGUCUGUAGCGAGCUCUCUGAGCCGGCCGUUUGGGAGCAGGAUCCUGACUCGCUCUGGCAUCCUUCUCAACGGCCUCGUUCUCCACUCAUCCUGGCCGAAUGGAAGCAGCCAGGACACUGGCGUCCAGCCUGGACCGCGGCCCCUGGCGUUCCUCAUGCCCUCUGUGCUGGUGCCGGUCCGGGAUAAAUGUGGCCCGUAUAUGGCGCUAAGCAGCUCAGGUGGACCAAACCGUCUGAGUAAAGUCAUCCAGGUCUGA